AUGAGAGCGAGGCAACACAUCCUGGGUUAUUCUUCAGCUACGGUCAGCAGCAUCCCCGGUGCUGCCUUCUGUCGCCUCCACACGGAUACUCCGUUCGGCUCUGUCGGGUCUCUGUCGCGGACGGCAACUAUGGCUGAUGGGGGAGAAGCCGGGGAAGAUGAAAUCCAGUUCCUACGAACCGACGACGAGGUUGUCCUGCAGUGUUCUGCCACAGUCCACAAGGAGCAGCAGAAGCUGUGUCUGGCAGCGGAGGGCUUCGGAAACAGACUCUGCUUCCUCGAGUCAACAUCCAACUCUAAGAAUGUCCCUCCAGACCUGUCCAUCUGUACGUUUGUCCUGGAGCAGUCCCUCUCAGUCCGGGCCCUGCAGGAGAUGCUGGCCAACACAGAGGAGAAGGCAGAAGGG
This is a messenger RNA of Oncorhynchus tshawytscha (Chinook salmon), 405 nucleotides long. RefSeq names its product ryanodine receptor 2-like. Gene Ontology annotation, molecular function: ryanodine-sensitive calcium-release channel activity. NCBI's taxonomy places the organism in Eukaryota, Metazoa, Chordata, Actinopteri, Salmoniformes, Salmonidae. The annotation marks the transcript as partial. The record is from RefSeq and is a predicted model, not a curated record. Gene Ontology annotation, biological process: calcium ion transport. Gene Ontology annotation, cellular component: smooth endoplasmic reticulum; Z disc; calcium channel complex. The transcript has 3 exons.